AUGAAAUUCCUCAUCGUUCUCGCCGUCGCCGUGGCUUGCGCCAGCGCUGAUGUGUCUCACAUCGUCACCCCCGACUACCAGGUCCCCAUCGUCAAGUCCAACUUUGACAACAAACCUGAUGGCACCGGAUUCAAUUACGCCUUCGAAGCCGGCAACGGUAUCGUCCAGGAAGCCCAAGGUGUUGUCAAGAACCCCAACAGCGAAGCCGCUACCCUCGAAGUUACAGGAAACGUGAAAUACACAGCCCCUGACGGUACCCCAGUUGAGCUUUACUACAUCGCCAACGAAGCUGGAUACCAGCCAACCGGAAGCCACGUCCCCAAAGUCCCAGAGCAUGUUCUCCGCGCCCAAGAGUACAUCGCCAGCCACACACCUUUUGUCCAGGCUGCAGCAAAGAAGUUCUAA
Pieris macdunnoughi is the source of this 405-nucleotide messenger RNA. Lineage: Eukaryota; Metazoa; Arthropoda; Insecta; Lepidoptera; Pieridae. The record is from the annotation of a GenBank genome assembly.